Molecule: messenger RNA, 1613 nt
Organism: Acanthaster planci (crown-of-thorns starfish)
Lineage: Eukaryota; Metazoa; Echinodermata; Asteroidea; Valvatida; Acanthasteridae
Product: putative methyltransferase DDB_G0268948
Molecular function (GO): S-adenosylmethionine-dependent methyltransferase activity
Source: RefSeq, a predicted model, not a curated record
ACAUACUUGCGCGCCUCAUGGCCUAUGCGAAAUCAGAGCCUUUCAAACUCGCAGUUGAUGUAGGGUGUGGAUCAGGCCAGAAUACACGACCUUUGGCCCCAUAUUUUGAAAAGAUCAUCGGUGUUGAUGUGAGUGAAGCACAGAUAAGAGCUGCACAGUCUUUGGAGAAUCCACCAAAUGUUGAAUUUAGAAUAGGAAGUGCUGAGAGCGUUGCUGUACCGGACAGGUCUGUCGACUUGAUCACAUGUGCAGAGUCAGUGCAUUGGUUUGAUUUAGAUGCGUUCUUUCGUGAGAUGGACAGAGUACUGAAACCCAACGGAUGCAUUGCCAUUUAUACAUAUCACAAAAUACGGCCCUGGGUUGAAGGUGAUGACGUAAAGAAUGAACAAUUAAAGGAUGUGGUUACGCAGGUCAGCAUUGCCAUAAGACCCUAUUCCAGCCCACGUUCACAACAUCUUCAUAACAAGUUAGCAGAUAUCCACAUCCCAUAUGAUGAAACUACAAGGGAUGAGUCGUUUGACAUUCGAUAUGACACGACUGUAGCGUCUUACAUGGACUACAUCCGAUCUUGGUCCAAUUAUCAAGUUUACCUGGAGAAGAAUCCAAGUGGCCCUGAUAUCCUCAAGGAGGUACAGGAACGGUUGAUGGAGAUUUUAAGUUUAGAUUGCCCUGCAGAGGAUGCCAAGAUACACGUCAGAUCAUCAGUUGUUUUGCUUCUUGGAAGAAAACCACGCGAGGAGACUGGCACGUAGGCGAACAACAGCAUUGUUUGUAAAAUUAAAAUAGUUAACUGUGCUCUCGGCAAAACUCCCGAUUUAAACGCACUUUUGUCUUUGUCCAGGGUCUUUCUUGAGAAAUUUAUUUGCCAAAACAACGACAACUCCCUAUCGCUUCCCUUUCCAGUUCAAUAUUCUCAUAAAAGAGUCUUUUGUAAAGUUAAUGGUUAUUUGCUUUUACAGAAGAAAACCUACACAAGUCUUUUUAAAUUGUGUAAUUCUGUAUUUCGAUCAGCAAUUUGGUCUGCAAUUUGUACAGUUGAAAAGAUGUAUAAAUGGAAUUUAGUUAACAUUAUCAGUGUAAACCAUUGAUUCCUUAUUUGAACUUUGCUUUUGCUUACUACGUAUAUAGAAGUGAAGGGUUAAAAUAACUGAUAUUGUCAAAUUGUAGCCUUAAUUACACGUGGUUGACUGUAUGAGGCAAAGGUGAAUUGUAUGCCAUGAUUUGGUGAGAAUCCGUCAGCAAUUAACGCUGUAUUUUGUUCUGCUCAGUACAUGCUUGAAAUAUUAUUGAAAUCUAACAAUAUCUGUCGCUAAUAGUAUAGUGAAAAUUGUUUUCCUUUUAAUGACACUGGAUAUUGAAAAUCAAGAUUCAGUAUCCCUCUUGAAAUGGCAAAUUGAAAAUUGGAAAAAGGGUAAGUACUGAGGAAAAAGGGCUCAUUAAACAGUAUAUUCAAUUAUUCUAUUGGCUUUCACUCUUCAAGUUAAUGGCUUCCAAAACUGAACCCAAAUUCCUGAAAUAAAACAACACUUCUGGAAUAUUGAAGACUGAAUGUAAGCGGAAAGGAUGUUCUUAUUUAUUUUUUCUUAAUAAAAAUCCAGAAGAGAGACGCUUCA